Engraulis encrasicolus (European anchovy) is the source of this 3390-nucleotide messenger RNA. Its product is annotated as leucine-rich repeat-containing protein 15-like. The record is from RefSeq and is a predicted model, not a curated record. Gene Ontology annotation, molecular function: protein binding. The transcript is spliced from 6 exons. The coding region runs from base 28 to 1971 and encodes 647 amino acids. Gene Ontology annotation, cellular component: plasma membrane. NCBI's taxonomy places the organism in Eukaryota, Metazoa, Chordata, Actinopteri, Clupeiformes, Engraulidae.
UUCUACGGAUACUGUCGGAGCAUUCACAUGUCAACCAAACCUGCUGGAAACAUGUUUUGGGGCUGCAUAACCAUCUGCGUUCUGGCUCUCGCACUCCAAGUCUACUCGAGUCAGCCAUGUGACACCUCAUCCUCCUCUUGCUCUUCUUCUUCCUCCUCCUCCUCCUCCUCGUGUGUCCCUGGAAUACACAUUGUCCGCGACUCUCCCCCGAAUGAAACGUUACCCGCGUGUGUCACCAAGCUCUUGGUCCAGGGUGAGGUCCGCACCCUCUGGAGUGGCACGUUUGCCGGGAGUCUGCUUCUGGAGAGGGUGGAGUUCAUUGGAACCUCCACAGCCACCGCAGAGGUCGACGCCUUCCAGAGUUCGCCAAAUCUCAAAAUCUUGGAAAUUUCCGGCACCCAGAUAGAGUCUCUUCCCGAGGGAAUAUUUGGGAAUCUUGCCGAACUUGUAUUGCUAUACCUGACAGACAACAAACUUCAGUCUGUGGGUGCGGAGUUGUUUCGUGGCCUAGGGAGGCUGAGGGAGCUACGUCUGGAACGCAACAGAAUCACGUCCGUAUCGCCAGGGGCGCUAAAGGACCUGGGGCAGCUGCAAGAUCUGGACCUGUCCCAGAAUGCACUGAAAGACUUCCCACCUGACCUCUUCGCAGAACUAAGCGGCCUGCAGCGACUCCGAGCAUCAGGUAACCAGCUGGCCUCCAUCCCACAGGACAUCUGGUCAGGGCGGCUCACCAACCUACAGCUGAUUGACAUGCAGUGUAACCGCAUAACAGACUUGGACACUCCUGCGUCGCCUCACCUGAAGCUCCAGCAGCUGUUUCUGGGCUACAAUCAGCUGAGAGAACUACCCGGAGACCUGUCCACUCACUUUCCCACUCUGGCAAAACUGGGUUUACACAGAAAUAUCAUCUCCACUUUGCCUGACGGUCUAUUUGGAAAACUUACUGAGCUCGAGUGGUUGGACAUUUCCGAAAAUCAGAUCGCAAGUCUGACACAGGGUAGUUUUGAGGGUCUCGGGAAGUUGACGGAACUCAAUCUGGGGGGCAACCAAAUAGAAUCCCUGUCAGAUGAUGUCUUCAAACACCUGCCCUCGCUUCAGUGUCUCAACCUGUCCCAGAACAAGCUGAGCUCCCUCAAUGGGGCUCUCCUCGGGGAGUUUGGGAACUGGCGGGUGUUACUGCAUGGCAAUUCUUGGCAUUGUGAUUGCGAACUGAAGGAGCUCAUCAGCUCAGCACAGAAAAACUAUACAAUCGUGUGCGAGCAUCCAGUGGAAGUGCGCAAUCAAAGUCUCAGUGAGUUGGGCAAAGAGGUGUUAUGCCCGACCACUACGUCGGCGCCCUCCCCUCCUGCCUCGGCGUCCUCCCCUCCUGCGGCGCCUACUGCCUCAACGCCCUCCCCUCCUGCCUCAGCGCCCUCCCCUCCUGCCUCGGCCCAAUCCCCUCCUGCCUCAGCGCCCUCCCCUCCUGCCUCGGCCCAAUCCCCUGCUGUCUCGGCCUCCUCCCCUGCUCGCAGCUCCCCACCUACACAGUCGGCUGACUCUAAGACUACAUCUGACUCUAAUGCCCCAUCUGACUCUAAUGCCCCAUCUGACCCUAAUGCCUCAUCCCCGAUUUCAAAUGACUCGUUGGCACCUCCUCCUCAGGAGCAGAUAAAGGAGUCUAGAGGUGCAGCUAGCCAUAACGGUAACAAGAAAAUGGAGUCUGAGGAGUCUGAAGGUGAUGACCUCAACUGGUCCAGUCUGAGUAAGGUCAUCCUACCCAUCAUCGUCCCUCUGCUGGUACUGCUGUUCCUCUUUGUCUUGUCACGAGUCUACACACGGACCAGGGGCUAUACUGUGCGUCCUCUGGACCCCAGACUGAAACCUGUCAAGAUGGUAGAUGAUGAAAACGUCAAGUUGCUGUUUGUCCACGACCUACCAGAGACGAUUCCUGCUCCUCAGCCACUGCCUGCUCCACUCUCAUCACCAAACUGAACCAUGUGUACACAUAACAGGGGAUUUUGGAGUGUGAAUUCAACACAAUAUUGGAUGAGAUUACUUAUGCAAUAUAAUAGGGUUUAAUUUAACUAUACUAGUGUUUGAUUAACAGUCAAAAGCCAAAUGUAUUUCAGUCAUUUCACAGCGUCAAUUCUUGGCUUUAGAUCAGAGGGUUGCAGGCUCAAAGCCCACCCCUUCCUCUCCCUACUGCAGUGGUUCCCAACCUAUGGGUCGGGACCCAGCUUAUGGGUUGUCAAAGAUCCACAGGGGGUCACGGAGCCCUCUUGAAUUUAAGGGGUUUCCUUUCAAAUAUAUAGAGCCCAUGUUGAAUAAAUGGCAUAGAAGCAUCAAAAUAAGUGCUAUAUUAAACAUUUAUUCUAUAUUUGACCAAAGACAAAUUGAGGAAUAAAAUAACUAAAAUGAGUUUUCGCAGGAAACAGAGGGUAUCCUGUGACUCCCUCUCUUGCGGGAGCUCGCGUGGUUGGGUCACCAAAGCUUACAGUGGUAAAAACAUGGGUCCCUGAAGUAAUAGGUUGGGAACCACUGCCCUAUGCACUCCAUGGCUAAGGUGUCAUGGGCAAGGCACCUAUAGCUGGGUCUCUUACCGUCCAAAAAGGGCCUAAUCGUUACGCGCUGGAUAGAAGCACCAAAAUCGGUGUAGACCUUCCUUAGGGUGUUCUCCAUCAUUUCAGAAGGGGUGCCCCAAAUUUCAAUAUCAUUAAGGUCAUUUUUAUGGGGUAAAUCCAAGAUGGUUGCCCAAAACGAGCCAAUAGUAGUAAAAUGCUGUACUGCCUGCACAUAAUGGUGUUAUGGGCCAAUCCACCUAUUUGUGUGUGAUGUAUACAAACUGAACUUUGAAAAUAUGUGCAAAACUUACCAUGAAAACAAUGUUAUAUAUGUCUUAUUUAGAUUCAAAAAGAGGAAAAUCAUAAAAACCAUGGUCAGAAUGAGAUCACUCUACAAUUGAGAGCUAAUUUCUGGGCAGUUAGCUAUUGAACCAACAUUCAUUAAGAGUUUUAAAAACUUGCAGUGGGUCAUAUCUAUAAAAUCCAAAAAGAAAAUUGUGGUUAGAAAAUUUAGGGGAGAAGAGAUAAACCCUUGAACUGGGCCACACUUAACUCUCCCAAUGUUAGCAUGCUAGCAUUAGCAGGUUCAGACACUCAGUCUGCUCUUCAGACAAAGAUAGAUGGCAAACAAUAAGUUUAAUCCCACUUACACAUGCGCACACACACACAAACUACUACUACUUCCUUGGGACCCCCUCAAUGAUUUAAGCCUAGGAGUCCAACUGAAAUAUUCAUAUCAAUCAAGUCAAUAAUACAUGUACAUAUCAAGUGUCAGUGACAGCUUGGAUGAUUUACUAUAGGCCAUUACAAAAUAAAAUGUAUGCUGAUGUUCACAUAUGUAUAUCUCAGU